Hydatigera taeniaeformis is the source of this 1179-nucleotide messenger RNA. The record is from the annotation of a GenBank genome assembly. NCBI's taxonomy places the organism in Eukaryota, Metazoa, Platyhelminthes, Cestoda, Cyclophyllidea, Taeniidae.
AUGGCGUCGGAUUUUGCGGAUCCGUCAACAUUUUUAGCAGAUACUGUGCCCAUUGGGGGAGCGUCAGUGGUGCCGCAUGGUUUCAAUUCACAAGGCCGAGGCGUGUCUGAUGCAGUGGAUAACUCAUCUGAUUUUUAUCUUACCGUGGAAAUAUCCGACGCCCUUAGCAAUAAGGGCUUUGUUUCCUUCACAGUUCGUACGAAGACAAAUUUGCCCGAAUUUAAGCAGCAGAAGAUGCAGGUGAAUCGCAUUCACGACGACUUUAUUUGGCUUCAUGACCAGCUGGAGGAUAAUGAGGCGUUUGCGGGUUUCAUUGUACCACCAGCUCCCCCGCGACCUGAUUUCGACUCUUCAAGAGCGAAACUCCAACGUCUUGGCAAAAGUGAGGGGACCGUGACGAAACAGGAUAUGCAGAAGCUGAAAGCGGAGCUUGAGGCUGAGUAUCUUGCCAAUUUCAAAAAAACCGUUGCAAUGCAUCAAGUCUUUCUUCAACGAAUAGCAAACCACCCUGUUCUGCGGAACGACUAUGGUUUUCGAGUUUUUUUGGAAUACGAGCAAGAACUCAGCGUGCGCACCAAAAAUGCCAAGGAAAAAGCUGCAGGCUUUCUCAAGUCAGUUACGAAGACGGCGGACGAAAACUUGUUGUUGCCCAAUCAGCGAGAGGAUGAUCCAUUUUUCAGAGAGGAGAAGUCCUAUCUUGUUCGUUACUACAAUGCUGUGCAUGAGGCUCACCAGUCGACCGAUGCAGUCUGUCGAAACCGCCGUCUUUUGGGUGAUAGCAUCCUCCGUCUGGAACUUCUGCUGCAGGAUCUUGCUACUACUCCACCCAUCAACCUCAAGGCUGUUGAGGCUAUGCUUACAUCGAAAUUAUGUAAUUUCUUCAGUUCGCUCUAUCCGCUGCAGAUGCGCGUGACAGCUGAUGAGGAUUUGAAGUUGGUCGACACUCUGGCCUACUACAGUGCAGAGUCGGCAGCGGCAAAGGAUCUGCUUUAUCGACGGAGUCGGGCACUAGCAGACUACGCAUCGGCAAAUCGGGCAUUGGACCGUGCGCGAGCUAAACAGCGCGACAUCGGUGCCGCAGACACACAGCAGGUCGCCGCGCACAAACGCUUCACUGAAAUCUCGCAAAUGGCACGUCGUGGUAAGUUGUCUAAUUUCAGUUCACUUGUCAUCUCCUUA